CGCGGGUUAGCAAGCUGAUUCAACGACAACAGGCUAAGAAGAGAUCCUCCAGAGUCUAACGCCAUAAUGACCAAGAUUCUGAUGCUGUCUGUUUUUGUUGCAAUUUUCUUCCGUGCAUGUAUGUGUGACCCCGGUGGGCAAAACGAGUGCACUGUGGUACAACUUGAAGAGACAAUAGAAGCGACGACAUGCGGUGGAACCACAACCAUCAGAUACACCAACGGAACACUCAUUGAGACACAGUUUUUCACAAACAAGACGAUGACUGUGACCCAGGUAGGAGAAGACACCACCUCCUGCUACGUGCAACCCCUGACCCCGAUGCCGAAAGAGAUUGAUUAUGCUGAGAUAUCUUUGACUGAGUUUGCUGAGGAAGUUGAUGCUGAUGAAGCUGCCGCCAUCCAAGCUCUAGUUCCUGAGUGCCAGGGUCGGACCAUCUAUGCCUUGGAGGAGGCAACUGAAGACCCCAGCACAGGAAGAAGGAAGAGAGCUUGCACUCGGCGUCUCAAAUGUACCGUGACGUAUAGUCAGUCAAAUGGGUGGUACCUUAAAUGCACAUGGGUAACCUCGUGUGACAAGUAAUGUUGGUGAUGACAAAGUCACAUCACACACAUCGACAUCACGUCGAAGGUGGAAUAUCUUAAAUAUGAUGAGCAUGAUAUUAUGCUCUAGGUGUGGUCCAUUCAAUAACAAAAAUA
Molecule: messenger RNA, 698 nt
Organism: Haliotis rufescens (red abalone)
Lineage: Eukaryota; Metazoa; Mollusca; Gastropoda; Lepetellida; Haliotidae
Exons: 6
Coding region: 67-582 (171 amino acids)
Source: RefSeq, a predicted model, not a curated record